UCCUGGGAUUCUGGGCCGUUUGCUCGGUACAGUGCCUGGCACCUAACAGGAGCUUGGGAAGUAUUUGCUGACUGAUUGCUCCGAACAGGAAAAAUGAGGGGACGAUCACAGCAACCAGUGGGGCGGCAAUUACGACCCCCAUGGCAGAGAUGAAACCGAGGCGCCAAGUGACUCCAUUCACGCUCCUCCGCGGCCUAAGCGGAACCAAAGCCCUAGGCCUCACUCCGGAUCCCCCCCGCGCUCCUCCCAGCACCAUCCACACCUGGCACCCACCCCGCACUUCCGGAUUCCGCUCCGCCCACCAGCGAGUCCUUCCGGCCUCCAGCGCUGGAAGCCGCAGCCGGGAACCGGGGGUUCCACCAUGAGCGAGACUUUGCUGCCACUUCUGAUUUGAAACGGAACCUCUGGUUGUGCUGGCCGUGAGUGCUGGGACUCCGCAGACUGUAUGCCUUGAUGUUCAGGACCUGCGGCUAUGGGUGCCAGGUGGAGCUGAAAGCAGUGGGGCAUGGCUGUAGCCCUGCAGGUCUUGCCCCGCUUGGCCCGAGCCCCAUUACGCCCACUCCUCUGGGGGGGCCCAGGGGCACGGCUGGCCAGUGGCAUGGCCUUGGCAGAGCAGGCUCGGAUGCUGUUUGAGAACACUAUUGGUGCCGUGCUGCCAGGCCCCAUGAUGCACCGGGCACUGUCCUUGGACCCCAGCAGCGGGCAGCUGAAGGUGCGGGAUCGGAGCUUUCAGCUGCGGCAAAACCUCUACCUGGUGGGCUUCGGCAAGGCUGUGCUGGGCAUGGCAGCUGCAGCCGAGGAGCUACUGGGCCAGCAUCUGGUGCAGGGCGUGAUCAGCGUUCCCAAGGGGAUCCGUGCUGCCGUGGAGUGCAGUGGCAAGCAGGAGAUGCUACUGAAGCCACACAGCCGUGUCCAGGUUUUUGAGGGUGCAGAGGACAACCUGCCAGACCGUGAUUCGCUGCGGGCUGCGUUAGCCAUCCGGCAGCUGGCCGAAGGGCUGACAGCUGACGACCUGCUGCUCGUGCUCAUCUCAGGUGGGGGCUCGGCCCUGCUGCCCGCCCCCAUCCCACCCGUCACACUGGAGGAGAAGCAGACACUCACCAAGCUGCUGGCGGCCCGCGGAGCCACAAUCCAGGAGCUGAACACCAUCCGGAAGGCUCUGUCCCAGCUCAAGGGUGGGGGGCUCGCUCAGGCUGCCUACCCUGCCCAGGUGGUAAGCCUGAUUCUGUCGGACGUGGUGGGAGACCCUGUGGAGGUGAUCGCCAGCGGCCCCACCGUGGCCAGCGUCCACAAUGUGCAGGAUUGCCUGCACAUCCUUAAUCGCUAUGGCCUCCGUGCUGCCCUGCCACGUUCGGUGAAAACUGUGCUGGCCCGGGCCGACUCGGACCCUCACGGGCCGCACACCUGCGGCCACGUCCUCAAUGUGAUCAUCGGCUCCAACGCACUGGCACUGGCUGAGGCCCGGCGGCAGGCGGAGGCGCUGGGGUACCGGGCCGUGGUGCUGAGUGCAGCCAUGCAGGGCGACGUGAAAAGUGUGGCCACGUUUUACGGGCUGCUGGCCCGAGUGGCUGGAGCCCACCUCACUCCGCCCGGUGGCGCCGGGGUCUCUGUGGAGGAGGAGGAACAGCUCCAUGAGCAGGCGGCGGCGCUCCAGCUCCCAGACCUGCAGCUGAAGGAGGCCCUGGAGGUCGUGAAGGGGGCUCAGGGCCCCAUCUGCCUGCUGGCUGGUGGGGAGCCCACCGUGCAGUUGCAGGGCUCGGGCAAGGGUGGCCGGAACCAGGAACUGGCCCUGCGUGUCGCCACAGAGCUGGGACAGCGGCCGCUGGGGCCCGUCGACGUGCUGUUUCUGAGUGGCGGCACCGAUGGGAGGGACGGACCCACGGAUGCAGCCGGGGCCUGGGUUAUGCCUGAGCUUGCCAGCCAGGCCACCGCUGAGGGCCUGGAUGUGGCCACUUUCCUAGCCCACAACGACACACAUACCUUCUUCCAUCGCUUCCAGGGCGGGGCCCACCUGCUGUACACAGGGCUGACGGGCACCAACGUCAUGGACGUCCACUUCCUGUUCCUGCGGCCGCGGUGAUAACAUAAGUCAUGAUCUGGGAGUCCAGAGAAGGCCUACAGGGCAGCUUCUGGGCAGACCAGGGUCGGUCCCCAGGGCCUCCCCAGGCCUGAGGGCCCCUCCUCGCCUUGGCCCCCGGCUGCAUGGUUGGCCUUUACACUUCCCACCCAGGGCCUCUGCUUCAUGUCCAUUCCCCCAACCACAACGGCACGAUGGCGGCUCUCUUCCGCCCCUAAUUUCAGCCCUGGCAGCAGUACCCCUGAGGCCAAGACAAGCCUCUUGGCCUGUUCCCGGUAUUCCCUAAGCAGCCCCACUGCUGAGCUCCUGAGCCUGUUUCUCUGUGGGGCGGAACAAGAAGGACUGAAAAUAAAAAGGACCACUCGA
Messenger RNA from Myotis myotis, 2443 nucleotides. RefSeq names its product glycerate kinase (gene GLYCTK). The transcript is spliced from 6 exons. Gene Ontology annotation, molecular function: glycerate kinase activity. NCBI's taxonomy places the organism in Eukaryota, Metazoa, Chordata, Mammalia, Chiroptera, Vespertilionidae. The record is from RefSeq and is a predicted model, not a curated record. Gene Ontology annotation, biological process: protein phosphorylation. Bases 506 to 2080 code for a protein of 524 amino acids. Gene Ontology annotation, cellular component: cytoplasm.